CAUCAAGACCAACGGUAUCAAUCAUACAUUCAUGGAUUGCGAAAUGGGGAAUGGGCCGAUUCCCUGGCAGUUCACGCUCUUGCUAACAUGCUAAAUAUCAAUAUCAAAGUCAUCAACACCAUCACUCCCGACUGGCCGGUUGAUGUUCAUCCUCUACUGCAGAGAAGUCAAAACACAAUUACAAUAGGGCAGAUUGGCGAGCUUCAUUAUGUGGCCUUGCAGGAUGCUGGUGUCGUAGACUCAGAAACAGAGUCUGAAAAUGAGGAAGAUGAGGAAGAUACAGUUGCCUUUCAGGAAACAAGCAAACUACGGGGUCUUCCUUAUGACACCCUACUACAGGAAGAACAAGUUCCCAAUGGCGACAAUAUAUACUCUGUUGCGCCAGGGGAGAAUCAAACACCCUGCGCUUUCUUCACUGAUGAUAGAUUUGAAGAGCUUGCCAAUCCAUCUAAGUAUCCGUAUGGCCGCGGGGGGUUAGGUGAGAAGCGCCAGAAGGGAAUCACGCCUCGGAAGUAUUUCAACCUACGGCUUUUGCACAAGGAUGGACGAUUUGCUAAAGACAUCGAGUACCUGCUGGCUGCACAAUAUUCAGUAGAAGCAAAGCAGAUCAAAGAUAGCAUCCAGAUCAAUCUGCGCCAGACCAGGGGCCAUACAUUUCAGAAUAGGAAGAUCAACGCUGGCCUAAUGAAGAACUUGGACAAUGUACAGGCAAUGCUGCGUACUGACAAUGCGUUCAAGUUCUUGACGAACGUAAGGGGAUCUCCACCCUACUGGAACAAAGCUCUACUGGAUUUACUGGCCUAUGUCCGACAGCUGGGCAUACCCACGUGGUUCCUCACGUUAUCAGCUGCGGACAUGCAAUGGCCAGAGGUGAUCCAGAGUAUUGCUCAUCAAUAUGGAAGAAAUCUGACGGCUGAUGACAUACAGAACAUGACAUGGCAGGAGAAGUCCAAAUGGCUUCGAUGCAAUCCGGUUACCGCAGCCCGGCAGUUCCACCACCGACUAACCCUGUUUUUCAGCGAAUUCAUCGGAGGAAAGGCUAACCCGAUUGGUCAACUCCAAGACUACAUGAUUCGCAUUGAGUUCCAAGCCCGGGGGUCCCCCCAUGCACAUACGAUACUCUGGAUGAAGGACGCCCCAAAACUCGGUGUGAACAGUGACAGCGACGUGGUCAACUUCAUUAACAAGCAUCAAACCUGUGCCAUUCCGGGCGAAGAGGAAGAAGACCUGAGGCACCUGGUACUCUCUUUGCAAAAGCAUGUACAUUCACAGACAUGUCGGAGAUCUGGGUCAUGCAGAUUCAGGUUUCCGCAUCCGCCCAGCUGUUUGACCAUGAUUGCCAGACCAUCCGAGGCAGAUCCGUUAGUUGUAAAAAGGGACCUCAAAGUAAAAGAGGAGGUUUUCCGGAAAGUGCGUACCGUAAUGGAAGACAAAAACACUCCUGAAGAUAUUUCCCUGGAACAGCUGCUGCAAAGGGCCAAGGUGGGUCCAGAUGUGUACCAACAGGCGCUGAAGCUGACAAAAUCAGGUGAACAAAUCGUCCUUCAGCGUCAUCCAUCCGAAAGAUUCAUAAAUCAAUACAACCCAAGCAUCCUUCAAACCUGGCGUGCUAACAUGGACCUUCAAUUUAUUCUGGAUGCAUAUUCAUGCAUCAUGUACAUUACUAGUUACAUGUUGAAAGGGGAAAGAGCAAUGAGCGAGGUGCUAAAGAAGGUGCUGGAGGAGAGCAGAGGCGAUGACCUGAAAUCUACACUGAGGAAGGUCGGAUCAGCCUUUCUCAAUAACAGAGAGGUGAGUGCACAGGAGGCUGUGUACAGGCUGCUUUCUCUGCCACUAAAAAGAGCCAGUAGGAAAGUGGUCUUUGUAAACACUGCUCCAAAAGACAAACGGGUGUCCAUGCUCAAGCCGCGGAGUGUCCUGGACGCCAUGGACGACGAGGACGAUAAUAUCUUCUGUACGUCACCCCUCGAUAGGUACGUGUGCCGACCGAACGUCCUCGAAAAAAUGUCCCUAGCUGAAUUUUCAGCCACGUACACAACCGGUGGAAGUUAUCUGCCCGACGACCACAUUCCAGAUGUGCUGGAUGGCAGGGAUGAAAAUGGUGCUGCCGACAAUGAAGGAAGCAACCAAGACGACAUGUAUCCAGCCGUCAUCACACUGCAGAACAACUUGGGCACCAUGAGAAAGAGGAAAAAGCACUGCAUCAUCAGGUUUCACAAAGAAAGAAAAGAUGGCGAGGACAAGUACGGGAAUUUACUCAUGCUAUACUUGCCUUGGCGAAACGAGGAAGUCGACAUCAAAGCAAACUUCCCAUCGUUCAAAGAACACUAUGAACACGUCAUAGACACCAUCCGUGCCAAUGAAGCGAUGUUCAGCAUAAACGCUGAUGCAGUCAAUGCAGCCUAUGAUGACCUGCGUCAAAAUGGUCCCCCAGAAGACAUGUGGGAUAGUGUUGCUCCGAAUGUGGAGUUCCAACAGGCUGAGCAACAAGAUGAAGGAAUAACUGUGGAGACAGAAGUAUUCCAGGAAGACCAAUGUGGAAACAUCGACCUGGCCCCACAUUCAACACCCAGUCCUAGAACAGCCGCGUUUGGCAUUAAUGGUAUGACCUUGCACUCAGCUCUCAGCCUCAGUUGUGGUCUGAACAGGGGCAAAGACUAUCAGCCAUUAAGCAGUGACCGACUGAACACACUUCGCUCACGCUUGGGAAAGCUGAAGCUCCUUAUUGUGGACGAGGUGUCGAUGGUCGGUGCAGACCUCCUGUAUCACAUCCACCGCCGUCUGCAGGACAUCUGUGGCAGCCCCGACCCUGACAGCCGGUUUGGAGGGGUCAGCAUCCUGGCUGUCGGAGACCUGUUCCAACUCCAGCCUGUCGGUCAGAAUCAUGUCUUCGGCCUGCCUUCAGACAGCUACGCCAAGUUGCAUGGAUCUCUGUGGGAGGAAAACUUCCACAUGAUGGAACUCACGGAGAGCAUGCGACAGAAAGAAGACCAAAACUUUGCAAACCUUCUGAUGAGAGUAAGAACAGCCUCAUGCACAGAAGAUGACAUUCACCUUCUCAAGUCCAGGGUCAUAUCCAGAACCGACCCAAGCUAUCCAUCAGAAGCGCUGCACGUCUUCAAAACCAACAGAGAAGUAGACGAGCACAAUGCCAAACACCUGACAACACUUUCGUCAAAGGUGUUUGAUAUCAAAGCCAUCGACUCGAAGAAAGAUCUUCUAACGGGUUUCACUAAUGUUAACAUGUCCACCAAGCCAAGUGACACGGGUGGCUUGCGAGAAGUCGUGUCUGUAGCCGUGGGAGCAAGGGUGAUGGUGACGGUUAAUAUUGACGUUGCAGAUGGACUUGUAAAUGGAACAUUUGCAACGGUCGUUGGCAUUGACAGCACAGGUCCUGAUGUCCAUACCAUCCUGGUUAAGUUUGAUAGUGAUCGUGUUGGCAAACAAGCCAUUACCGACAGCCAAUAUAAGCAGGCUUACCCCGGAGCAGUACCCAUCAAAAGACAAACCGUUCAGUUCUUCGCUGAGCAGACAGAGUGGGAAGAGGAGGCGGAGUCAUGA
Molecule: messenger RNA, 3561 nt
Organism: Branchiostoma belcheri (Belcher's lancelet)
Lineage: Eukaryota; Metazoa; Chordata; Leptocardii; Amphioxiformes; Branchiostomatidae
Exons: 4
Coding region: 88-3561 (1157 amino acids)
Biological process (GO): telomere maintenance; DNA repair
Molecular function (GO): DNA helicase activity
Source: RefSeq, a predicted model, not a curated record